AUGAUCCAAUUUUUCCUUAGAAUCACACUCAGCAAUGUUGGUGAGAAGUAUCUGGCUCAGAAUUAUGAAAUUCCAAACUUGGCCAAAAAGCUUGAAGAUAUUCAAAAAUAUGUGAAUGUCAAGAAGAAAAUCCCUAACCCUUAG
Molecule: messenger RNA, 144 nt
Organism: Vombatus ursinus (common wombat)
Lineage: Eukaryota; Metazoa; Chordata; Mammalia; Diprotodontia; Vombatidae
Product: short transmembrane mitochondrial protein 1-like
Exons: 1
Coding region: 1-144 (47 amino acids)
Source: RefSeq, a predicted model, not a curated record